AUGGAAAGAGCUAGAUCAAGAUCACGUUCACCAGUUGAAGAUGAAAAGAAAAAUAAUGAAUUAAAUGGUGUUAAUGGUGAUAUUAAAGAUGAAGGUAGAGAUAAGGAGAUGAAUAAUGGUAAUGGUGUUGCAAAAAAAGAGAAUGGUGAUUCAAAUAUGAAAGAAACUUCAAGAUCACCUUCAAGAUCAAAGAGCAGAGAUCAUUCAAGAGAUAGAAGUAGAGAUCGUUCAAGAGACCAUUCAAGAUCAAGAGAUAGAAGCAGAGAUCGUUCAAGAGGUGGUGAUCGUUCAAGAGAUCGUUCAAGAGAUAGAUCAAGAGAUCGUUCACGUUCAAGAUCAAAUAGAAGAAGAUCAAAUAUCGAUUUCAACCUUUUAGCUGAACGUAGAGUCUAUGUUGGUCGUAUUUCUCAAAAAACAACCAGACAAUCACUCGAAGAUGCCUUUACCAAAUUUGGAAGAGUUUUAUCAUGUGAUGUUAAAAAUGGUUAUGCUUUUGUUGAAUUUGAUAAUGAUAAGAGUGCCAGAGAAGCUAUUGAAGAAAUGCAUGAUUCCAUGGUCGACGGUGAAAAGAUUCUUGUUGAAAAAUCCCACAGUGGUAAAAAACAUCCAGAUGAAUGCUUUAUUUGCAGAGGCCGUGGUCAUUGGGCUCGUAGUUGUCCAAAAGGAAGAGAUUAA
This is a messenger RNA of Dictyostelium purpureum, 675 nucleotides long. RefSeq lists its product as uncharacterized. Gene Ontology annotation, cellular component: NELF complex. The transcript has 3 exons. Gene Ontology annotation, molecular function: RNA binding; zinc ion binding. The record is from RefSeq and is a predicted model, not a curated record. Bases 1 to 675 code for a protein of 224 amino acids. NCBI's taxonomy places the organism in Eukaryota, Evosea, Eumycetozoa, Dictyosteliales, Dictyosteliaceae. Gene Ontology annotation, biological process: negative regulation of transcription elongation by RNA polymerase II.